Molecule: messenger RNA, 4280 nt
Organism: Mercenaria mercenaria
Lineage: Eukaryota; Metazoa; Mollusca; Bivalvia; Venerida; Veneridae
Product: secretin receptor-like
Exons: 17
Coding region: 739-2244 (501 amino acids)
Biological process (GO): adenylate cyclase-modulating G protein-coupled receptor signaling pathway; cell surface receptor signaling pathway
Cellular component (GO): plasma membrane
Molecular function (GO): G protein-coupled peptide receptor activity; peptide hormone binding
Source: RefSeq, a predicted model, not a curated record
GAUGUCUGAUACGAUUAAGAGCCAGGAAAUUGUUGCAUAAAGUUAUAUAAAUGCCAUAAUUAAGAGCUAGGAAGUUAUUGCAUAAAGGAUUUCAAGUGUCUAAUGUCAAAUAAUAGCCGGAAAAUAAUUGCAUAUAAAGUGACAAUGCCAGAUGAGAUUCAAAACCGGGAAAUAAUUGCGUAAAGGGCAUCACUUCAAGAUAUGAUUUAGAGUCGGGAAGUUAUUGCAGAUAGGAUAUCAAUGCCAAUUAUGAUUAAGAUCCGGAAAGUUAUCGCAAUACGGGUAUCAAUACCAGAUAUGAUAGAGAGCCGGGAAGUUCUUGUAUAAAGCGUUUAAAUACCGAAUAUGAUAAAAGCCGAGAAGGCAUUGCAAAAAAACGUAUCAGUGUCAGAUUUUAUUACGAUCCGGAAAAUUUUGCAUUAAGUUUACCAGUGCCAGAUGUGGCUACCAGCCUGAAAGUUACUAAAAAAGUUUUACAGUGCAAAAUAUUAUGGGACGGAUUUUUUUUUUGCAUAAAGUACAUUUAUGACAAAUAUGAUUAAGAGACACAAUGUUAUGGAAGAAAGUAGGUGAGUGCCAGAUAUUUUGUGCCUGAAAGUUAUUGCAUGAAUUGUAUUUAUGAUAAAUAUAAUUACAAGCUGGAAAAUUAUUGCGUGAAGAAAAGAAAACAAGACAAAAGAAAACGCUGUUAACUAGGAUAAAGAAAAGAAAACAAGGCAAAAAGUUGUUAACAAGGAGAUGGAGGCACUCGAUUGUGAGGAUUACUACAACUAUACCAAAUAUUUGAGGGAAUUUGGAAAUGAUAUUGUAUACCUCACAUCCGAGCAGCAAGCCCGGGUCUUGUAUAUGAAAGAAGGAGAAUGUAAGUGCAGAAUGAAGACAGAGCCCGUAACUCUUACAGGGACCUAUUGUAACCGAACGUGGGACAAUGUAAUGUGCUGGGGUGAUACGCCUGCCGGGACAACAGUCAGUCAGCCCUGUCCCUCUUAUAUUAACCAUUUUAAAAAGUACAACUUUGCCACCAGAACUUGUUUGGAGAAUGGGACAUGGUUUUCGUUGCCACGAUCAGAUGGAACAGUUAGCGGCUGGACAAACUUCACAGAAUGUCCCAAUAAUAGCACGGAAAUUGCUCAGGAUUACUCCAAAGACGUUCCACAUAUUUUCUCAAAACAUGUGCAAGACAUGAGAGUGAUGUACAAUGUAGGGUACGCUCUUUCACUCGUGUCACUAUUAGUUGCCUUCACAAUCAUGAUUUAUUUCAAGAAGCUCCAUUCUUCCAGAAAUACUAUACAUCUGAAUCUGUUUGCAUCCUUUAUGCUUCGUGCAUCAAUUAGUCUUAUCAGGGACAAUUUUAUGGUUGAAGGACUGGGGUUCCCGAAAGAUGUGACUUAUAACGAAACGGGUGGAAUCAUCAUUUUCAACGAAGGUUCGCACUGGGAGUGCCGGUUAUUCUUCAGUAUUUUCCAGUAUGCAAUCGCUGCCAGCUAUAUUUGGAUUUUCGUUGAGGCAGUAUUUCUACACAUGUACAUAUUUAUCUCCCUCUUCACAGAAAAAGUCAAAGUUCGAUGGUUCAUCUUGUUUGGAUGGAGUUUCCCAGGAAUAAUUAUUAUCUGUCUGUGUCUAGCAAGAUACCACCUGGAUAACACCUUCUGUUGGAACACCCAUAACACACAAGGACUUGUUUGGAUCUUCAAGGGGCCUAUCAUGCUCACAAUUCUGUUGAAUUUCAUCUUCUUCAUCAAUAUCAUCAGAGUCUUGUAUACGAAGCUGCAAGCGCCUCACUGUCCAGACUCGAAACGCACUAAAUACAGACGACUUGCAAGAAGUACCAUGUUUCUUGUGCCAACGUUUGGUGUUUAUUUCAUCAUCUUCACUAUUCCCCUUCAUACACUGAACGAUACCAUGAAUUUCGUCACGCUUUUCAUAGAAAUGUUCUUUAAUUCAUUUCAGGGUCUCUUUAUCGCCGUGGUGUUAUGUUUCAUAAACUUGGAGGUCAGAGUGGAAAUUAAACGUUCAUGGCAACAAGGAACUCUAUUUCCAUGCAUUAGACAAGUUUUGAAUGUAAACAAGAAAGAUUCAGUGAAAGGACAGUCUAAGCCAGCAAGUUUAAAAAAUGGUAGACGAUUGAAAGGUGAUACCUCAGAUAGUUUUGUUGAAUUAGAAGAACUGAAUAAACGUGGUAAUACUGAAAGGAAGAUAGUAGAUACCAAUAAUACUAACAGCCCUUUCUUAGAUGCAACUUGAGCAUAUUUGUGAUGAUACAACGGACAUAGACACACAGAGGACAUGCGGGUUCAGAACGUUUGUGUAUAUUGAAAAUACGCGCAUCAAUAUAAUAAUAAUAUUAAUAAUAACGAUGAUAAUAAUGACAGUCAUAAAAACAUAAGGUAUCCAAUCCACAAAUUGGUAACAAUGUGAUGCCUGGUGACCCCAUGUUUUUUAUGAUAUCAUUUGAAAGAGGUGUGUCUGCUGAACAAAAAUUAGUAAAUAAGAUGACAAUAAAUGAUAUGCACGAAUUACUACAGUCAUGUUUUAACUGCGAAAUGAUUAAACUUGCCCUGUAAUAACUGGAUUUCUGUUGAAGUAUCAUUGAAAAAAAAUUCUAUAGCACAUUUUUGUCAUGUACUUUAUAUUUUCUUUGUCAGUUGAUAAUACACUAUCAAAUGAUACCGAAAUUAUAUGAGGUUACCAGGCAUCAAUAUUUGAUAUAUUUACAUAGCACUUUUAUACAGAACUUGCUUAUUUGUGGAUCGGAUAUCUUAAUCGAACAAAUGAAAACUGAGGCCAGUCACAAAAGUCACAAAAAUAUAUCGAAAUGGCUCUAACAAUUGAAUGUAAUUGUUUACUAUGCGGUGGUGUUUCACAAUUUAUUAACAGAACAGGACUUUUAUGAAACCAUAUUAUUGUGUCCGACUACUGACUGUUUAAAAGUGUGCCUGUUUCAACGAAAUUAGUCUCCAUAUCAGUGAGCAGUUGUACAAAUAUUUAUUACAAACCAAAUGUUUCACCAGCCCCUAAUAUUUUCAAAUGAUUAUUUUGGACCUUAUAAAAUGAAAAUGAUAAUAUGACACCCUCAAACUACUGCACUUAUGAUUAAGGACAAAUGAGCCGCGCCAUGAGAAAACCAACAUAGUGGGUUUGCGACCAGCAUGGAUCCAGACCAGGCUGCGCAUCCGCGCAGUCUGGUCAGGAUCCAUGUUGUUCGCUUUCAAAGCCUAUUGCAAUCAUAGAAACCGUUAGCGAACAGCAUGGAUCCUGACCAGACUGCGCGGAUCCAUGCUGGUCGCAAACCCACUAUGUUGGUUUUCUCAUGGCGCCGCUCAUUAAUGAUUGUGCAAACGUUUUAAAAAAUAAAUAAAUUAAUGUUGAAUCAAUGUUUCGAACAAUAUAAUUUGUUUCAGACUAAUUCUACUGUCUCUCUCAUUGGAUUAUGCAUGAACGGUGCCCGUCUUGGACCUGACGAAGACAAUUUAGACUAUACCAGACUUGUCUGGAACCUAGGGUCCGGGUGGUCUCCUAUCGCUUUAAGGUCAAGAUAUUACUAAUUGAACCUGUACUUAUAUAAUUUUAAUAUAAAUUUCUCAAAUGCGCUUUCUUCCAAAUGAAAUGUUGUUAUAUGACAUUCUCGUACUGGCACAAAUCCUUAGCUACUUACAUAGGCACCGUAUUGCGCUAUAUGUAUAAGGCAUCAAAAUAUACUGGUGGAAAGUUUUGAAUAUUAAGAUUUAAACCAAUGCUCAUGUAUCUCCUUAAUUUGAUACUAUUUUGGGCCGAAAGGUAAUUCUUUUCUCAAGAUGUACUACGAAACGGAAGUGCAGUUUCGUCGCACUAGCGAAAACGGUCUGUGGGACGAAACAAAAAUGCAUCCUUGUCGAGCACUCUCUAAAACGAGCAUCUAGUAUUUUUGUGAUAUUUAAUCAUUUUCUAGUUAGAAAACCGUAUACUUACAAAUGAUGUUCACUCAUUUUCUAAAAAAAACAACAGAACUUUUAUAUGUAUUGUUAUGAUUACAUCUUUUGUUGUCACACCGACACAAUUAUAGGUCAUAUGGCGACUUUCCAUUUUUUAUGGUGGAGGAAGACCCCAAGUGUCCAUCCCUGCAUUAUUUCACUGCGAGAGCGCAUUUGGUGAUUAAAGGGUUUUACUUUAAAUUUCAUUUAUAUAAAUGGACUGAGGUAGCAAAAGAAUAUUUUUUGAAGAUACAGUCUGUUAUUAACGACACUUUGUUUGAAAGUAUAGUGAACUUCAAAAAUGUAAUUUCAGUAAAUUAUAAAAUAUUA